Molecule: messenger RNA, 740 nt
Organism: Puccinia graminis f. sp. tritici CRL 75-36-700-3
Lineage: Eukaryota; Fungi; Basidiomycota; Pucciniomycetes; Pucciniales; Pucciniaceae
Exons: 4
Coding region: 123-740 (205 amino acids)
Biological process (GO): protein transport; late endosome to vacuole transport; endosome transport via multivesicular body sorting pathway
Cellular component (GO): ESCRT III complex; multivesicular body
Source: RefSeq, a predicted model, not a curated record
GAAAUAGGCUAGAGGGGGAAUUCCAGUAUAAGCUGUAAGUCCCUCCCUCCGGUCGGCGCAAUGCGACCAGUGUCUCACCACUCCGUCAUGUAGGAGGGAGGGACUUUUUUAAGUUAGGCAUCAUGUCUGGAUUAGAAAAAUCCCUUUUCCAGCUCAAGUUUACCGCCAAACAAUUACAGAAACAGUCCCGAAAGGCCGCCAAAGACGAAGUAACUGAGAAAGCCAAACUGAAGAAGGCUUUACAACAAGAUAACGUAGAUGGAGCGAGGAUAUAUGCGGCGAAUGCAAUCCGUAAACAUAACGAAUCCUUAAAUCUGUUGAGACUGUCUUCGCGCAUCGACGCCGUCAGUAGCAGAGUUGAAACUGCCGUUACUAUGAGGAGCGUCACAUCGAGCAUGACAGGCGUUGUAAGGGGCAUGGACCGAGCGAUGGAAAGUAUGAACCUCGAUCGCAUUGCGAUGGUGAUGGAUAAAUUUGAAUCUCAAUUUGAAGAUAUGGAUGCCCAGGCGGGUUGUAUGGAAUCUGCGAUCAGUCAAACAACAGCGUCCUCGAUGCCACAAGACCAAGGAGAUUUACUGAUGCAAAAAGUCGCUGACGAAGCCGGAUUAGAGAUCAAGCAUGGAUUGGGUGAAGUGCCCAAGUCUUCGGUCGGUGUUGCCGAACAGGAACCGGUGGCCAAUCAAGAAGCACCGGAAGACGCAUUAGCUCAACGCCUUAAAGCACUCACACCAGCAACCUGA